Molecule: messenger RNA, 435 nt
Organism: Trichoderma gamsii
Lineage: Eukaryota; Fungi; Ascomycota; Sordariomycetes; Hypocreales; Hypocreaceae
Product: 40S ribosomal protein S17
Exons: 2
Coding region: 1-435 (144 amino acids)
Biological process (GO): translation
Cellular component (GO): ribosome
Molecular function (GO): structural constituent of ribosome
Source: RefSeq, a predicted model, not a curated record
AUGGGUCGCGUUCGUACCAAGACUGUCAAGAAGUCCGCCAAGGUCAUCAUUGAGCGGUACUACCCCCGUCUCACUCUCGACUUCGAGACCAACAAGCGCAUCUGCGAUGAGAUCGCCAUCAUUGCCUCCAAGCGCCUCCGCAACAAGAUUGCCGGCUACACCACCCACUUGAUGAAGCGUAUUCAGCGUGGACCCGUCCGUGGUAUCUCCUUCAAGCUUCAGGAGGAGGAGCGUGAGCGCAAGGAUCAGUUUGUUCCUGAGGUCUCUGCUCUGGACUUCUCCGAGGCUGGCCAGCUGGAUGUCGACAACGAGACCAAGGACCUGCUCAAGCACCUUGGCUUCGACUCCAUCCCCGUCAACGUCAUCCCCGUCUCUCAGGCUCAGGCCCCCGAGCGUGGCCAGCGCCGCUUCGGUGACCGCCCUCGUCGCGACUAA